UUGUUCUGAUCUUUAGUCUUGUUCUCUUAUUUUUCACAGCUCCCCUGCUAACUUCAGCACUACGGUUAUGUAUGGAGCCCAAAACCAAACAAAUACAACUCAUUGCCCUCAUGCAGAAAAAAACGAAUGGCACUCUACUGUGCUGCCACAUUACAUCCUGGUCAUCUCUGUGCUGGGAAUCCUCCUCAAUGUGUUUGUACUGGGGGUUUUCUGCUUUCAUAAGAAGCCCUGCUCCGUGGCUGAGAUCUUCCUGAGCAACAUGGCUGCCGCUGACCUCAUCCUCAUGGCUUUCAUGCCCUUCUGGGCUGUGUACACGGCCAAAGGAUUCAACUGGCCCUUUCCCAAUCCCCUAUGCACAGUGGUCACCCUCUCCAUCAACAUGAACGCCUACUGCAGCAUCUACUUCCUCGUGCUGAUAAGCAUUGAUCGCUACGUGGCCCUGGUGCACCCGCUGUCCCAUGACGGAAUACGUCGGCCAAAAUAUGCCAAACUGUGCUGUGUGCUGGUGUGGUGUUUCGGCUUACUGCUGAGUGUCCCCACACUCGUCUACAGGAAAGUGAAAUUAUACUCAAACUCUUAUGUAUGCCAUCUUGAUUACCCAAAUGGCACCGUGCGGAAUCUGUUCAGCGUGAUGCUGAUCAUCUUCAGCUUCGUCAUACCAAUCUCCAUUAUUUCCUUCUGCACUUUUAGGAUUAUUCAAGCACUGAACAGCAGAUUAAGUGUUGGGUCGAACACAAAGAAAAAGGAGCAGAAGGCCACCACUCUGAUGCUGACAGUCCUUCUGGCGUUUAUGAUUUGCUGGGUACCGUUCCACCUGCAUAAGAUAGUCCAAAUGCUUGUGUAUGCAGGAGUCAUUACAGACUGCACCCUACUCACCAUCUACAACAUCUGCUUGCAUAUCUUCAUGAAUUUGGCUUUCUUCAACAGCGUUCUCAACCCCGUCCUCUACGUUAUGGUAGGAAAGAAUUUCCGCAAAAAAGUUAGGGAACUCUUCCAGCAGAGGAGGACUAACACAACAUUGUCCUUCAACACCACCUACGCAAGAUAAUCUGCAGGUGUCACGGUGUGGUUCACUUCCUGUUGUAUUUUGUAGUUUUCUGCCACUCGUGUCCCCGGGUAACUUCACUUCCUGCCUUGUCCCGUCAUCCCCUGUGAUCAUCUAAUAGUUUCCACCUGUGUCCAAUCACCUGCACCUCCCUUGUGUAUUCAAGCCGUGUGUCUCUUGUGUCACUUGUGGCGUCAUUGUCUAUCGUCGUGGAUGUCUGUAGUUUCCUUAUUGCUGGUUUUCCCCCAAGUUCCUGUGUGUUUUUGACUACUAAAGUCUUUUGUUUUCCGUGAAGUCUGCAUUUGAGUCCUGCCUCCUCCGCGCAUCCUUGACAGCAGGAAGCUUUGGGCAUUUAUUUUUUCAUAUACAAUUUUACCCAAUGAAACUACUAUUAAUUUUGUUACUUACUAUUAAUCGUUUUCUCUGAACACGCUGUGAUAGACAAGCGUUUGAUGACAACACGUGACUCAAUUUACCGUUGAUGCCAUUUAACACUCAGGCCUAAUGACUUUUGUUUCCGAAAAAUAUUCUCAGACCAAUAUUACACUGCUAAAUAUUUAAA
Molecule: messenger RNA, 1607 nt
Organism: Gasterosteus aculeatus aculeatus (three-spined stickleback)
Lineage: Eukaryota; Metazoa; Chordata; Actinopteri; Perciformes; Gasterosteidae
Source: RefSeq, a predicted model, not a curated record